This is a messenger RNA of Pungitius pungitius (ninespine stickleback), 2445 nucleotides long. Its product is annotated as transforming growth factor beta-1-induced transcript 1 protein-like. Bases 686 to 2125 code for a protein of 479 amino acids. The transcript has 12 exons. Gene Ontology annotation, cellular component: Z disc; nucleus. Gene Ontology annotation, molecular function: transcription coregulator activity. Lineage: Eukaryota; Metazoa; Chordata; Actinopteri; Perciformes; Gasterosteidae. The record is from RefSeq and is a predicted model, not a curated record.
UUGAUCCGGUCAAUGCCGGUAUAAACUUAAGAAAACAUUUAAAAUAAAAAGUACAAAACAUCUGCCCGACUUGAUGCAUCCAGAUACAGCACUUCUGAGCUCCUGCUUGGGACCGAGCCGCCGCCCCUCGAGCAGAAGAAGAGCAGAAAAGAAGAACCCUGCGUGCACCACAUGCAUUAAAUGCACCUCAUGCAUUAAAUGCAUGUAAUGCAUUCACCCGGAGUCCGACCCGUCCGCCCGGUGGUCGCUGCAGGACGUGGAGCCGCAGUUUGCGCCGCUCGCGUCGACACCUAAUCCUCAAUUUUCUUCCUUCCAAAUAUGGACUAGGAAUGUCCACGAUGACGUCGCGUGUCCGGGGAAUGCGGGGUUUGUAAACCACAUUCAUUCACUGCGCCUUCUUCCAGUCCUUGGAUCCUGGUGGGCAUUUCACAGGAAGAGAGGCGUGUAGGGAGGGGGGGGGAAGAAAGAAACGGGACGCCCUCCUCCCUCCUCCUCUUCCUCCUCCUCCUCCUCCUCGGCGGAUAACGGUGUCCAAGAAGUUCCCGAGGACCGAGACGCAGACAAAAGCCCCGGGACUAGUUUAUCUUGCGGGGCUCCGAUACGCGUCCAUCACUUCUUCUUCUUCAUCUUCUUCUUCUUCAUGCUGUGUCCCACCAAGAGGAAAACACCCGGCUGAACCCCCGCCAUGGACGAUCUGGGAGAGACUGAGGCGCCUAGCUACCCUCUCAGUCCCCGUAUUGUCGUGUUUGACGCCCUCCUCGCCGAUCUGGAGAACACCGGCUCUCCUCUGGCUCGGUGUCCCGUCCUGCUCACCUCUGACCCUCCUCAAAACGCCGACGCCGAAACCAAAGAGGCCGCCGCCGCCGCCCGCCCGCCGCCCCCCGCCUACACCCCCCAGCAGACAGUUUCUGCUGCAAUGAAAUCUUCCCAAAACUCCAACCCAGACAAACUAUACAGCACAGUGUGUAAACCGCGCUCGCCGCGCGCCACGGAUCCCCCGCCGCCGGCCUUCUCCUCCUCCUCGCUGCUGGGGGGAGGCCUGAGUGAACUGGACCAUCUGCUGCAGGAGCUGAACGCCACCCAGUUUAACAUCACAGAUGAGAUCCUGGCCCAGUUCCCUUCUUCUAAGAAAGAUGAGAGGGACAAGAUCAAGGACAAGGCCACGAGCUCCUCCUCCAGCUCUGCGAAACCUUCAGCGACGUCGGCCACGCUGGAACUGGACAAACUGAUGGCUUCCCUGUCGGACUUCAGAGUCCAGAGUACACCAGCUGUGCCCGCCGUCUGCCCAGUGGUUACGGCCCCCGUCGCCGAGCCCUCCCCCCCCCCGCAGGCCUCCUCCGGCGGCUCGCUGGACAGCAUGCUGGGGCUGCUUCAGUCCGACCUGAGCCGCCAGGGGGUCCAAACGUCCUCCAAAGGGAACUGUUCGGCCUGCCAGAAGCCCGUCGUGGGACAGGUGGUCACGGCCCUCGGGAAGGUCUGGCACCCGGAGCACUUUGUGUGCAGCGAGUGCGAGGCGGAGCUGGGCAGCCGCAACUUCUUCGAGAAGGACGGGCGGCCGUACUGCGAGUCGGACUACUUCAGCCUCUUCUCGCCCCACUGCGCGCAGUGCGACAAGCCCAUCCUCAACAAAAUGGUCACGGCUCUGGACAAGAACUGGCACCCGGAGUGCUUCUGCUGCGUCAAGUGCAGCCGGGCGUUCGGAGAGGAAGGAUUCCAUGACCGAGAGGGCCAGCAGUACUGCCAGCAGUGCUUCCUGACUCUGUUUGCUUCCCGCUGUCAAGGCUGCAGCCAGCCCAUCCUGGAAAACUACAUCUCCGCUCUCAACUCGCUCUGGCACCCCCAGUGCUUCGUGUGCAGGGAGUGCUACACGCCAUUCGUCAACGGCAGCUUCUUCGAGCACGAGGGUCAGCCGCUGUGCGAGGCCCACUACCACCAGUCCCGGGGCAGCAUGUGCCAGGCCUGCCAGCAGCCGAUCCUGGGCCGCUGCGUCACCGCCAUGGGGGCCAAGUUCCACCCGCACCACCUGGUGUGUCACUUCUGCCUGAAGCCCCUGAGCAAAGGCUGCUUCAAGGAGCAGGAGAACAAGCCCUACUGCCACCCCUGCUUCAUCAAGCUCUUUGGUUGAGGACGCGACGGGACGUUGUCUCCCCCCCCCCCCCCCCCCCUCCCUCGUCGGAGCUCCGGGUCGCCGAGCAAAGCAGCUCCGGAGUUCUCAAUGUGUUUUGUUUGUUAUUGUGGGAAUGAGGGUGGAGCUGGUCUCUUUCUUGGUUUUAAAAUAAUUAAAUUGAUAGGAAGAGGAGAAUAACGUUUUUUUUUUAAGUCAUCCAACCCAAUUAAUUUCAGUUCAUUUCAAUUAAAGUGGAAUGCAUUUAGACUUGCAGUGUGAAAUAAAACUGUAGCAUUGGUUAGAAGAAAACAAAAUGAUGCCAAGUGAAAACGUCAUGU